Molecule: messenger RNA, 417 nt
Organism: Protopolystoma xenopodis
Lineage: Eukaryota; Metazoa; Platyhelminthes; Monogenea; Polystomatidea; Polystomatidae
Source: the annotation of a GenBank genome assembly
AUGCCACCAAUUCACACAACUGUAUGGACCAUCUGUCCGCUUCCAUUGUUGACAUGUGGACAUCCAAGAAGAGCCUAUUAUUCUGAGGCAUCUGGCCCAGGUUGGUACCGGUUAGGCCGAAGUGGUAGUCAACUUCGGAUCACGGCGAGGUUGCGCAAUGGACCCUUUUCUCCUCAAGCCUCUUUUGGUAUCUGCUCGCUUCAACCGGAGCCCAACAGCUGCACAUCGAACGGACUUAAAGGGUCACAACGGCUUCAUUUUAGCCCAAACCUCAGCUCAAUUAUCAGAGGUAUGAAGACCAAGAUGGUGUGGUCAGUUGAACCGUCGACGUGGUACAUUCCCAAAUGUUUCGCCGGCAUCGUCAGUGAGUCUCGUCAUUCUCAGCACAACACAACAACUCGUCAAGGAGACAAGUGA